Lactuca sativa (garden lettuce) is the source of this 1188-nucleotide messenger RNA. RefSeq lists its product as uncharacterized. Lineage: Eukaryota; Viridiplantae; Streptophyta; Magnoliopsida; Asterales; Asteraceae. The record is from RefSeq and is a predicted model, not a curated record.
CCACUUUCGUGUUCUAGUAGACGUCGCGUUAGGAAACAAAUAUCUCUUUCUCUUCAGACCAGACCCAAGGCUUUCGUUUCUGUAAUUUUCAACCCGCAGCCAUGGCGAUGCAUGCUGGAAUGGGAUUUUCUAAGAUCAUCAUCUUAGUCGGAGCAGGGUACACUGGUACGUUGAUGAUGAAGAAUGGUAAACUUUCGGAUGUAUUGGGCGAACUUCAGGCUUUGGUGAAAGGAUAUGAAGAAAAGCAGGCGGGUGGAGCUGAAGGUGAUCAUGCUGAUGCAAUUGCCGCUCAGGUUCGUCGAUUGGCAAUGGAGGUUCGACAGCUGGCGUCAUCAAGGCAGAUCACUGUUCUCAAUGGUGGUUCAAGUGGUAAUGUGACAUCUUUAGUGGUACCAGUUGCUGCUUUGGGAGCUGUGGGUUAUGGAUACAUGUGGUGGAAGGGGUUUUCGUUCUCAGACCUCAUGUAUGUGACAAAGCAAAACAUGUCAAAUGCUGUGUCAAACUUGACAAAACAUCUGGAACAAGUGUCAGAUGCUCUUGCUGCAGCAAAAAAACACCUGACACAGAGGAUUGAGAACUUGGAUGGAAAAAUGGAUCAACAAGUGGAAAUAUCUAAAUUGAUUAAAAGUGAGGUGACUGAUGUUCGUGGUGAUAUUUCCCAAAUUGGGUAUGAUUUGGAUUCACUUAAUAGAAUGGUUUCUGGUUUGAAUGGCAAGAUAAUGACUUUGGAAGAAAAGCAGGAUCUAACCAACCUUGGAGUGUGGUACCUCUGCAACAAGGCUGAUGGAAAUAAGUUAUCUGGCAAGGCACAGGAACAAUUGAGACUAGCUAGCAAAUCUGUUGCUGGUUAUCUCACAACCGGGUCUGGGGGUUUGCAGCUGCUGAAUCUUGAGGAAAUUGUUGAAACUAUAGAUCCAACUGAUAAAUCGCCAAAAAAUGGCUUCUCCGAAGAUGUUGACAAUAAAUCAAGAACACUGACAAGGAAAAAUACGGUCAAGUUCAGUUCUUGAAUCAACCAGAAAGGAUAUAGAUAUAUAUACAAAUGCGUGCAUAUAAUACUUUAUAUAUUCUUUUAUGUCUAAUAAGAUAAAGCAUUGGCUGUGCUUUUGAUCAUUUUUUUUUGUUACUCGGUAGUACAUAUAUAUAUGUUGAUAUAUUUAUAUACCUAAACCUUCAUUUGUGGCUCUA